CUUGGUCUUUCUUGGCCUUUGAUCUUUCUUAGUCGUCUCGUUGCUUGAGUUCCUUUUCCUCGGCGACCCCCUUUUUCUUGUUUCGUUUUCUUUUCUCCUAUUUUUGUUUUCUUCUUCUCCCUUUUCCCUUCUUUUCGACGCUUGGGAUAGAAGCCCUCUCGUCUGUUCUUGCAAGAAGCUGCGGGACAGCUUCGCUUGUCCCUCCUUCCUCGGUUGCUUCGAGUCUUGAACUACAAGUUUAGCGUGUGUGAGCCUCCAGUCCCCAGGCCGGCCUGGACUCUCUUUUCAACAAUGGCGACCGCAACGGCUGGAGAGGCCCCCGUGGCAGACAUGGUGAUGAACGGGAAGCCUGCGUGUGGUAGUAGCGGGGAGGUCGGCGAAUAUGAUCUCGGCCUCCACGUCCUGGGCCUAUUUUUGGUCCUUGCCUUCUCCAUCUUCGGAGCUGGCUUCCCUGUGGUAGCCAAGAAGGUCCCUUGGAUCAAGAUUCCCCCCAAGAUCUUCUUCGCCUGCAAGCACUUUGGCACAGGUGUCCUGAUCGCAACCGCCUUCGUCCAUCUUUUGCCCACGGCAUUUGGCAAUCUCCUCAACCCAUGUCUCCCUGACUUUUUCACCGAGCAGUACCCACCAUUGCCAGGUGUCAUCAUGAUGGGCUCUCUGUUUGUCUUGUUCGUCAUCGAGAUGUGGCUCAACAGCAAGACUGGAGGUCACUCUCACGGCGGCCCCAUGGGCAUUGAAUCUGGCCCGCACGCGCACGCGCACGCGGCGGACAUGAUCGUCCCCGAGCGGCCUCCCAGGUACGACACUGGAGUUAACUUCGAGACGGACGACAUCAAGCAUGAGAAGGACCUCGCCCGAAAGAUGUACGAGGAAAACGUGAGGAAUCAGCUGGAGAACCCCUUCUCCGACAAUUCCGAACUGAAUGCCCAAUCGGAGAUGCCCCCGUGGUUCAUCGUCUUCUACGAACAAUAUGUCCGCCAACGCUUGGAGAUGCUGAACAUGAUCCGGUCCACUCUACCACCAAAACCCGCCCCGCGACAGGUCGAGCCUGAGAGAAGCCAGGCCCUUGUCCACUCAGGUCCUUUUGCCGACUCGCCCUACAUCGACACCGAGACUGGCCUGCCCGUUGACCCUCUGAUCUAUAAGAAAUUGUCGCUGAAUAUCACUCUUCUGGAAGGUGGUAUCCUGUUCCACUCCGUCUUCGUCGGCAUGACUGUGAGCAUCACCAUCGACGGCUUCAUCAUCCUCCUCGUGGCCAUCCUGUUCCAUCAGAUGUUCGAGGGUCUCGGCCUUGGCUCCCGUAUCGCCGCCGUCCCGUACGCCAAGGGAAGCAUCCGCCCGUGGGUUCUCGUCGUUGCCUUCGGCACCACUGCCCCCAUUGGCCAGGCGAUCGGUCUCUUCACCAGGAGCACGUAUGAUCCCAACAGCGCUUUCGGUUUGAUUAUUGUCGGUGUCUUCAACGCCAUUUCUUCUGGUCUCCUUCUGUACGCCGCCCUUGUGGAUCUUCUGGCCGAAGACUUCCUUUCCGACGAAGCAAACCGGGUCAUGACCAGGAAAGACAAGACUGUGGCCUUCAUGUUUGUCCUAGCUGGAGCUGCUGGCAUGUCCAUUGUCGGCGCCUUUGCUUAAUCACCAAAUUGCAACGGCCGCAGGGCAUUUUCAAUUGGGAGCCACUUCGGGGUUUUCUUCGCCAUCUCAACAAUCUACACGAGGGACUCCGAAGCCUAGUGCUCCCACCCUUCCAACCCCUUCU
Molecule: messenger RNA, 1750 nt
Organism: Phialemonium atrogriseum
Lineage: Eukaryota; Fungi; Ascomycota; Sordariomycetes; Cephalothecales; Cephalothecaceae
Product: Zinc/iron permease
Exons: 6
Coding region: 292-1626 (444 amino acids)
Biological process (GO): zinc ion transmembrane transport
Cellular component (GO): plasma membrane
Molecular function (GO): zinc ion transmembrane transporter activity
Source: RefSeq, a predicted model, not a curated record